Molecule: messenger RNA, 1820 nt
Organism: Equus quagga
Lineage: Eukaryota; Metazoa; Chordata; Mammalia; Perissodactyla; Equidae
Gene: CTSE
Product: cathepsin E
Exons: 9
Coding region: 43-1236 (397 amino acids)
Biological process (GO): proteolysis
Cellular component (GO): endosome
Molecular function (GO): aspartic-type endopeptidase activity
Source: RefSeq, a predicted model, not a curated record
GGCCGCUGCCAAGCAAGGAAGAAGCUGCUGGUUGGGCCCGCAAUGAAAAGGCUCGUUCUUUUGCUGCUUGUGCUCCUGGACCUGGGGCAGGCCCACGGACUACUCCACAGGGUGCCGCUCAGGAGGCAUCCGUCCCUCCUCCGAAAGAAACUGAGGGCACGGGGCCAGCUCUCCGAGUUCUGGAAAUCCCAGAAUUUGGACAUGAUCCAGUUCACUGAGACCUGCACGAUGGACCAGAGUGCCAACGAGCCCCUCAUCAACUACCUGGACAUGGAGUACUUUGGCACCAUCUCCAUUGGCUCCCCACCGCAGAACUUCACUGUCAUCUUUGACACCGGCUCCUCCAACCUCUGGGUCCCCUCUGUGUACUGCACCAGUUCAGCUUGCAAGACACACACCAGGUUCUACCCUUCCCAGUCCAACACAUACAGCAUGGUGGGGAGUCAGUUCUCCAUCCAGUAUGGGACCGGGAGCUUGUCUGGAAUCAUUGGAGCCGACCAAGUCUCUGUGGAAGGACUGACUGUGGUCGGCCAGCAAUUUGGAGAGAGUGUCACAGAGCCCGGCCAGACCUUUGUGGACGCGGAGUUUGAUGGAAUUCUGGGCCUGGGUUACCCGUCCUUGGCUGUCGGAGGGGUAACUCCGGUGUUCGACAACAUGAUGGCCCAGAACCUGGUGGACGUACCCAUGUUUUCUGUCUACAUGAGCAGUGACCCAGAAGGCGGUGCGGGGAGUGAACUGAUUUUUGGAGGCUAUGACCACUCCCAUUUCUCUGGGAGUCUGAACUGGGUCCCGGUCACCAAGCAAGGCUACUGGCAGAUUGCCCUGGACGCAAUCCAGGUGGGGGGCACCGUGAUGUUCUGCUCCCAGGGCUGCCAGGCCAUUGUGGACACAGGGACCUCCCUCAUCACAGGCCCCCCGGACAAGAUCAAGCAGCUGCAGGAGGCCAUUGGGGCACAGCCCAUGGAUGGAGAAUAUGCUGUGGAGUGUGUCAACCUCAAUGUCAUGCCGGAUGUCACCUUCACCAUCAAUGGAGUUCCCUACACUCUCCAACCAACUGCCUACACCCUGCUGGACUUUGUGGAUGGAAUGCAGUUUUGCAGCAGUGGCUUUCAAGGUCUUGACAUCCAGCCUCCAGCUGGGCCCCUCUGGAUCCUGGGUGAUGUCUUCAUUAGACAAUUUUACUCGGUCUUUGACCGUGGGAAUAACCUUGUGGGGCUGGCCCCAGCAGUCCCCUAAGUAGGGGCCUUGUGUCUGUGCCUGCCUGCCUGACACCCCUUGGGAACCCAGCUGGGUCUGUUAGGUUGGGGCCUUCCUCACAGCUGUCAAGUAGUCAUUUUCAAUCAGAUAGGGUUGUCCCAGAGCUGCAGCUUGAACUAAGACCAAACAGAGCCUAAGAACACACACACACUCACACAUACACACCCCCUCCACCACCACCAUGAUGGAAGCAUUAAGUUGAAUGUCCACACCUUUGAUGGCUUUUGGCUGACCUUCUAUGAUGGAAAUCCCCAAACGCACGCACAAACAGAGAUUUUAGCACAGUAAGUCCCUGCGCUCUCCGCCCGGCUGCAGAACCCGCCUGCACGUGGCCGGGCCUGUUUUAUCUGCUCCACCACCACUCCUCUCUCCAUCCCCACGUACCCGGAUUAUUCUGAAGCAAAUCCUUAGCAUCACCUCACAAAUCAUCACGUCAAGGAUUUAUCCAUAAAUCCUUCUAAUAUUCUUAAAUGUGCAGUCAGUGUUUGAAUGUUCUCUAUUAUAAAUGUUUGGUCGUUUUUACAGUUGACUUAUUCGUAUCAGGAUUCAAACAAAGUCCACAA